This is a messenger RNA of Ciona intestinalis (vase tunicate), 893 nucleotides long. RefSeq lists its product as uncharacterized. NCBI's taxonomy places the organism in Eukaryota, Metazoa, Chordata, Ascidiacea, Phlebobranchia, Cionidae. The record is from RefSeq and is a predicted model, not a curated record.
AAAAUAAAAAACUUUUGCGCUGCUUUAGAUAGUUUUGUAUUAACUGAAACACUGUAGACAAUAUCAAGUGUAUGGCUUGCUUUCGAAUGAUUUGUUUACUGCUAGUCGUAGGAUUGCUUCUGCUUACAGUUGGAUAUUUCAAGAUAAUGAGACAAGUUUCGCCCGGGCACUCGGGGAAACUUCUGGCAAGUUACAAGAAAACAGGCAAGUUAUACCCGCCCAAGUUGUCGAAAACUGCUGAUAAUGAAAGUACACCUGUGUCCAUCCAGUUGAAACCAGGAGUCUACAAGAGUACGACAACUGCCAAAGUAAAACACCCAAAGAUAGUAAAGCUUUCAUUAAACGAAACGUCAACAUUCAUUCAUGAAAAGCCGACAUCCACUGAUACGAUGGCAUCUCAAUUUGCACCGGAGGCGAUUAGAUAUUUGCAAAAUGAAUUAAACCGUAUACUCUAUCCACUUGAAAGUGUUAAAAAUAAACCGAUUAAAAUGGAAAUUAAAGCCAAAUGCAAACCGAAUUGUUUAACGAAGUUUUCUUACAAGUUAAAAAUCGAACACGACGACGACGAUGACUGAACAACAAUUUAUUUAUUUUUAGAUCAAAACUUGUCAAAAUCUAUUUUUGCGUUUUUGUUGUUUUUUUUCUACAUCUCCAAAAUCAAUGCUAUUAGUCGUUUACUCUCUGUUAUCGCUCCAUUUAUAGAACAUUAACUGCCUGUCCAGCAUCGUUUUAUAGCCAAAAACCAAAGCAGAUUUGUCAAAUUUUUACAGUUUCUUUUUUGGUACCCUUGCUUUGCCAUAUACUUUAAAUAAAUUUCGUACUACUACUACUGUAAAAAAGCAUUAGUCUUUUUCUGUUUGUAAUAUACAGUAAUAAAUCAAAUCACAAGUAUA